AUGGCAGUCUAUGUAGAUUAUCAGAAAAACAUACGGCAAGCAACCACACUCUGCCAGCGCUGCAAAGUCCUCGAAUUCGACGACAAGACAGAGCUAAAUAACUUAGAUAACCAGCAACUCUUCAUGUUAUUGAUGCAAUUGAUUCCAUCUCAUAGAAAGGCUCAGGGAGCUCAUGGAAAGGGACUCGAAAAAGGUCCCCGGGAGACAGAGACAACAUAUCUUCCAACUCGUCUGAUAGAUGUGGGCGACAGCAAAGGAAAUGAAGACCCUCGACUGGUAGUUACAAAGACACAUCCGCUAUCCCAAGACACUCAGAAUGGGGAUAAACGAUACCUGGCUCUUAUCUACUGUUGGGGCCCUCCUGAAGAGGCUCAACACCAGCUGACGACGACCAGGGACACGCUACAAGACCGGCUGCGGGAUGGAGAAGAUUGGGAGAUGGAAUCGGCAAGGAUGGCAGACGUUUACUCUCGAGCCCAUAUAACUAUCUGUGCCAUGCAGGGAAACUCAUGCCUGACUGGAUUUCUGCAACGAGCUGUUCCUCCCUCUGUCGAGAUCCCAUUCCAGUCAUCCUUGGAUCCUUCCAUCUCAGGUCAAUUCUCCGUUUAUGUCCGAAACUCGAGUCUACGGGUAGAUUGUGAUGUCUGGUUUUCAACACGCGAUGCACCACCGCCAGACCCCUGGGAGUUCACAUCCCAGUGGGAUGACAUCCUUGCAGAGGAUCUCGACGACUGCGUCUGGAAUACACGCGGGUGGACCUUUCAGGAAUUGAAGCUCAGUCUACGAACGCUCUUAUUUGGCCGGCGCAUGAUGCAUCUCUACGCAGACUCUUUCCUUGAGUCAGAGGACAGACGCUGCGUUGACUAUUACAAUGUCUGGGGCCCGUCCCUGGAAUACGCCCAGUAUGGAACUCCACCUGAGUUGGAGGAGAUUAUGCCAGCAGCACACUGGCAAGCAUUCGAGGCCCUGUGCCCCCUUAGAGACUGGCAGAUACUGGUCGACAGUUUCUCCCGACGAUCCCUGACAGAGCCAUCAGACGCCCUGCCCGCCAUGUCUGCCAUCGCCCAGUGUUUUGCCGGCGGGAACAAUGGCGAUUUUCUUGCGGGCGUCUGGAGUGCCCAUCUCCAUCGCGAGCUCUUGUGGGCCCAUUAUUCAGGUCCUUCAGAAACGCGACUCGAUUUCGCUGACAACUUUACCGCGCCAUCCUGGAGCUGGGCUCGACAAAACUACCCCGUCGAAUGGACCCCUAUUGACGGUAGUUCACUCAAAACCGGAAUUCCAGCUCUUGGCCGCACAUACAAGAACUGGUCCGAAUCCAUAUGGCCGGGUUCGGGAUGGCCGCAUCGCAUUAUCUGCGAGAGCAUGCAAACUUCCUACGAUGAACCUGAAAGCGCAGCCUGGAUCCCAAGGACUGUCGUUUCCAUACGAGCUACAAUCAGCCGAUUCGCGGUUCAUCGCGUAUCUGAGGUUUGAUUGGAGGUCGCCGUCUGUACGGGCACCGAGGGAUCCUAAUAACAUAGGAGGAGCAAGAGGACGGGCCCAUUGACAAUCUAUGGAUGGUUCUGGUGUCCAGUAGGCCAUAUAGCUCGUUUGAUGCUAAUGAGACCACGGAGAAAGAGCCAGAAUACAUGUAUGGUCUGUUGAUGCCUCCCGCCAAGACGCCAGGCGAAUAUCAACGAGCAGGCCUGUUUUUCUCUGAGACGAGGGGGCUUGGUGGCAGGAGGUUUUGG
Aspergillus wentii DTO 134E9 is the source of this 1730-nucleotide messenger RNA. RefSeq lists its product as uncharacterized. The transcript is spliced from 5 exons. The record is from RefSeq and is a predicted model, not a curated record. NCBI's taxonomy places the organism in Eukaryota, Fungi, Ascomycota, Eurotiomycetes, Eurotiales, Aspergillaceae. The coding region runs from base 1 to 1473 and encodes 490 amino acids.